GAUCAAACGCGUAUCGUAUCGAUGACUAUAAAAGCGGCAAGAUGAAAAGAUUGGCAUGCAGUGCAUUCACCGAACGCCCCUCACGAUGGUGAUUCGUGCACUUGGAGUAGUGCUCCUUUUUUCACUUGUCGCGACCCUUUCAGGGUUGCCGACUAUCGAACCAAAAGACGCAGCAGUGAAUACAUAUGAAGAACACACAUUGUCGACCGAGUUACAACCGCCGCCGAUCGAGGAAAAGGAACGCCAUGCUAUAGUUUACGUAAUUAACAUGUACGCUGUAAAAAAUAACAGCGGUAAUACAUCAGAAGAAAUACUUGAAAAUGAAAUCAUCGAAACUGUUCCUGAGAUAUUAGAGCCAUUGGCCACUAUUCUCUUAGUAAUAGAAGAUGAUGAUGAAGAAAAAGAAAAACACUCACCCGCCGAUCUCGAUGAAUAUGCGGCAGAAUUAGAAAGUCAAGGUAUCAAAGUUGACAAGAUCGGUAUGAAUAAAUCGAAAGUGCUGAAAAUGAAAUUGCAAAAGGCAGAGGCGGAGAAGAUGAUAGAAUCGGCUUCGAAGCCGAUUUAUGAGAAAAAAGAUCGACAGAAGAGAACUAUCUGUAAGAAGUGCGGAGGCGGAGGAUAUGGCGGGGGAGGAUAUGGCGGGGGAGGAUAUGGCGGGGGUUGUCCCACUUGCGGAGGUGGGUAUCCUAGUUGUCCUACUUGCGGUGGAGGUGGUGGAGGGUACCAACCACAACCAGUAAGGGUAGUACCGGUUGUAUUAGUUCCUAUUACAGGAGGAGGAGGAGGAGGACGUCCAUAUAAAGGCGGCGGCGGCGGUGGAUAUUAUCCUCCAAGCGGAGGAGGAGGCGGCUGUAGUACUUGCGGUGGCGGAGGCGGAGGCGGAGGUUCGUACUCCCAAUCUUCUGCCCAAGCUUCGGCCUCUUCUUCUUCUGGAGGCUGGGGAAAAUGAACAGAGUAUACAUAACACAAAUGUGUUGCCAUUAAUGAUUUAUGCUGCCUUCAUCUUCGAGAUAUUCGAUAGAAAAUUUUUUCAAAUAUUUCGCAUCACUAUAUCUAAAUAAACAUUACUUGAUAAUACUCUCAAAAUAUUUGUAACACAUUCGUUUAUAUGAUAUACAUUGUAUUGGCGCAUGUUAGUUGUGAAUAAAUAAAAAACAAAUUCAUCUUUAAUGUAAAACA
This is a messenger RNA of Camponotus floridanus (Florida carpenter ant), 1179 nucleotides long. RefSeq names its product keratin, type II cytoskeletal 1. The transcript is spliced from 6 exons. The record is from RefSeq and is a predicted model, not a curated record. Bases 56 to 949 code for a protein of 297 amino acids. NCBI's taxonomy places the organism in Eukaryota, Metazoa, Arthropoda, Insecta, Hymenoptera, Formicidae.